AUGACCUUCAAGAUCGUCAUUGUCGGCGGUAGCGUCGCUGGCUUGGCGCUCGCCAACAUGCUCGAGAAGUUCAACAUUGACUAUGUUGUUCUCGAAGCCUAUCCUGAGAUUGCCCCCCAGGUUGGAGCCAGUAUUAGACUAUUGCCCAAUGGCUUGCGGAUUCUCGAUCAGCUCGGUUGUUACGAAGCGUACCGUGCCAAAGCUGAGGACCAAGUAUACCAACACGCCUACCUCAGGCGAGAGAAUGGUGAAAUCUUCAGCUACCAACAUGAUUUGAUGGACAUGUGGGAGAAAAUGUUAGGAUAUCCAAUGAUCUUCAUCGACAGGCAGAUGCUUAUUCAAGUUCUGUACGAGAACUUGAAACACAAGGAUAGAGUGCUCACUUCUCAACGAGUUGUGUCCGUGGAAUUUACCGAAUCUGGUGCUCUUGUCACCACCAAAGACAACAAGGUCUUCAGCGGGGACAUUGUCGUCGGAGCUGAUGGAAUCCACAGCACGGUAAGGAAGGAGAUGUGGCGACAAGCGCCGACCGGAUACUUCCCCCUGGAUGAGGAAUCCAAGGUCCCUGCCUCCACUCUGUGUGUCUUUGGCAUCUCUCAUAGGCCCAAGGCAUACCCCGGAGCCAGUCAGCACAACACGAUGUCGCCUGGUCAUAGCUACUUUGUAAUGGCUGCGCCGGGAGACCGCGUGUACUGGUUUUUGUUCAUGGAGUUGGAGACUCUCUAUGGCAGAGAUAUCCCGAGGUAUACCAAGGCCGACGAGGAGCGUAUUAUCAAGCAGCACUGGGACGACCAGAUUCUGGAAAACAUGACACUUGGUGACCUUUACGAGAAACGUAUUGCUACGACGCUGGCGCCGCUUCAAACCUAUGUCUUUGAGAAAUGGCACUAUAGGAGAGCCAUCACCAUCGGAGAUUCUGCACACAAGGUCGAUCCCGUGACGGGUCAAGGCGGUAAUGGAGCAAUCGAAUCAGCUGCACAUCUGGUCAACGCCUUGUUGCGCAACCUUGACCAGACCCCCGGUGGUCUUAGUGAGAAGCAGUUGGAGAGCAUCUUUGCUGAGGUGCAAGAAAAGCGCUUUGAACGUGCUCAACACAUUGUCAAGCAAGGCUACUGGCUCCAGGAUGCCUUCACGCUACGAACCAGAAUGGGUAAGAUGAUUGCGCGUUACUUAAUGCCUUUGCUGGGCUCCUUCGGAGUCGUCUACCGAGGCGUCGAGUUCUGCGCCCCCGCAACGAAGCUGGAGAGACUAGAAGUGCCUCAUCGUCCUAGAGCGGUGUUGUUCGAGGAUGAGUUGCCAGCGAAGCCACUCAAGGGCUUGGGCAGUCUGAACAAGCUCUUCUCUGUCACAUUCAUGUGUAUACUCUGUGCCAUCGCGGCAGGGGUGUUGCGUCUGCCUAGGAGCUUGGAGACGCUGGUCGACGUCCUGUGCUCUUCCACCCAUGGAGAUGCGUCGAUGCUGCCGGCUAUCGAGUUCAUGACCAACACUGCAGCGCUCAUUGCUCUCGCCUUGGCUGAUUUGAACCGCGUGGGAAACCAGCUGACAUCUGUGACCUUAAUCGUAAUCUUUACCAUCUUCAACAACACGCUCGGCCCAGGUGGUUUUGCCCCAAUUUCUUGUGUCUUUGCUCAUUGGUCUUGCAACACCAUUGUCGGCAGACACGUUCCCCUCGAGAACGCCAAGAGGGUGUUGCCCAUCACGGCCGCGGGAUAUCUCCUACCCGCAGCCGUCGCGCUGUAUCGCCAGGACGCAAACUCAAUCAACGUCUGGCGCAAUGCGCCAAUACUGUGCUUCUUGUUGGCUAGGAGUCUCUCUGUGUUUGGACUACAAUCUGGAUCUCAGCAACCUGAGAACGAAGAGACCAAGUUACAGAGCACGAGAGAAAAGUACCAAAACAUGUUCGCCAAGGCAGAUCUCCCGGUUCUUGGCCUUGUCUACUACACGACUCUGGCAAUCUCUGCAGCCAUCCAUCUCACCAAUGUUGCUCUCUUCGGUUUGAAGUACAGCUUGUUUGGUGGUGAGAACGCGGCCUUGAUGGCUCUGGGUCUAUCGAAGCUGGAUACUCUGAUCUUCACGUUCUGUUCGCUGCUACUUGCCCUCGGCACGGCGCCGUGGAGUCUGCGACUUUGCGGAUACAUCAACACGAAGCAAGCCUUGACUCAGGCCGCAGCAGUGAUUCUGGGAUCGGCCGUUGUUGGUCCCGCGGCAACGCUCGCAGGUAUUACUGCGUAUCGUGAGGGUAUUGUCGCAGGUCUGAGCCAGUAG
This is a messenger RNA of Colletotrichum costaricense, 2265 nucleotides long. Its product is annotated as FAD binding domain-containing protein. The transcript has 6 exons. Gene Ontology annotation, molecular function: FAD binding. The coding region runs from base 1 to 2265 and encodes 754 amino acids. NCBI's taxonomy places the organism in Eukaryota, Fungi, Ascomycota, Sordariomycetes, Glomerellales, Glomerellaceae. The record is from RefSeq and is a predicted model, not a curated record.